This is a messenger RNA of Paramecium sonneborni, 3960 nucleotides long. The record is from the annotation of a GenBank genome assembly. NCBI's taxonomy places the organism in Eukaryota, Ciliophora, Oligohymenophorea, Peniculida, Parameciidae.
AUGCUUACAAAAAAUGAAAAUAUGAGUUUAUUAGGUUUUGUUCCUGCGUUGGUUGUUCAAUAUUUAGCCAAUCAAAAAUAAAUAUCUUAACUUCCAGAAAAAUAAAAUUUAAGAUCUGUUGUGAUGUUUGCUGAUAUAUCAGGAUUCACUAAUUUGACAGAAACAUUAUCGAAAUUAGGAAAUGAAGGUGCUGAGUUAAUUGCUUUUGCUAUUAAUCGAUAUAUGGAAUUGUUAGUAUCAGCAAUAAGUAAGAGUGGUGGAGAUAUUUUUAAGUUUGCUGGGGGUAUAUGAUGAACUAAUUUUAGAUGCAAUGAUUGUAGUUUGGCCUCCUUCUAUAAAAGAAAAUGCUGUAGAAAACCAUGAAGAAUUAAGAGUCAUAUGUAGAUUAGCUGUGCAAUCAGCUUUAGAUAUUUAAUCAAAAUUGAAUAAUACUACAAUUUUAGAAGAUAUAAAACUUUCGGUUAAAAUUGGAUUUGGAAUAGGAGAUAUUAAUAUCAUUUAUGUUGGAGGAGUUUUUGGAAGAAGUGAAUAUUUGGCUACAGGUGAUCCACUAACUUAGGCUUUUAAGAGUGAACAUCAUGCUACUAGUGGAGGAUAAAUCAUAGUAUCAUAGGAGGUUUUUGAUAUGGUUUCUGAUUUUUUUGUGUUUUAGAAGUUGUAAACAGAUUCUAACUUUUAUAUGGUUUUAAAAUUAAUCAAUAAUAAAGUGUAAUUGAAAGCUGGAGCUUAAUUAAUAAAAAAUAGAUUAGGUGGAAUAGAUAAACAAUAAAUAAUGACAUUUAUACCAGCUGCAUUAAUUCCUUAUAUUGAGAUUGAGUAAGAGAAGUGGAGCAGUGAAUUAAGAAGAAUAACAACUUUGUUUAUAAAUUUAGGAAUAGAUUUAAGUGAUGCUGAUUCUAGAUUGUAGCAUAUCUAAAAGGUGAUAGAAGUUGUACAAAAAUGUAUUUAUAUAAAUGAAGGAUCUCUUAAUAAAUUAUUGAUGGAUGAUAAAGGUUCAACAUUAAUAGUUGGUUUUGGAUUGCCUCCUUUAAAGCAUUAAGAUGAUCCAAUUCGUGCAUUGUUAGCAGCAUAAUUGUUAGUAAAAUAACUAAGUUUAAUAAAUUGUAAAUGUUAUAUUGGAGUUGCAACUGGAAUAGUAUUUACUGGUGUUGUAGGAACAAGUGGAUCAAGAAGGGAAUAUUCGAUACUUGGUGAUGCAGUUAAUUUAGCUGCUAGAUUAAUGUCACUAGCUAUAACAGAGAAUAAAUCUAUAUUAUUAUGUUAAAAAACAGCAGAAGAAUGUGAACAUAAAAUGGAUUGUGAAUUAUUCAAAAUGGUUCAAUUGAAAGGGAAAAGUGGAUUGAUCCCUGUUUAUUAGAUUUAAUAAAAGAAAGCAAUUUUGAAAAUUCAUUAUUAUGAGAGUAAAAUGGGAUUUAAUUAGAAAGGACUUAUUGGUGGUAAGGAUAAAACUUAAUAGUUUUUACAUAUUGUUAAUACAUUUUUAAUGAUGGAUAGAGAAGGCAAGAUAUCUUUAGUUGAUAUGGAUUUAGAAAGGGAUUUUAUUUUAUUGAAAGGCAGUUAUGGUGUUGGGAAAACAUUUGUUAUGAAAAUUUUAGAAUAUUAAAUCAAAACUGAAAAUCCAAAGGUAUUGAUUCUAGAAUCAUCUAUUAAUUCAUUUGAAAAAAUAUUUAGGGGAAACGGAUUCAAAAAUAUCAUUAAAUAAAUAUUUGAUAUUGCACUAUCUAAAACUACAUACAUUCAAUCAGAAUUAUUAUAAUUUAUAAGUAAUGGAAAUCAAUUGGUAUAAAAAAUAUUAGAAGAAUUAUUAGAUUUAAAUGAAUGGUUGAAUGAUUAUGUUAAUAACUUUCCUAAAUUUGAAUCCACAUACAAUAUUAAUGAUGAUUAAAUAAUGAAAUUAAUAGGUUAAGCAAUUGUAAAAUUGUUUGAGAUCUAUUUUGAAUAAUAAUUACCAGAUAAGAAAAAGAGACUUUAUUCAUAAAUGUUGGAUGAUGAAUCUGAUGAUAUUCUCUCUAAUGAUUUAUCAUCCGAUAAAAUUGAUGUACCACCAAUAAUCAUAGUAUUAGAUGAUUUAUAAUACUAUGAUCAGUUAUCAUUUUAUGUAAAGUAAAUAAUUACAUUCUUAGUUAAUGAAGACAAUAAUCAAGAAAUUUAAUAGAAUUCUACUUAUUGGAAUUACAAGAGAUUAAUUUUGGGAAAUUCCAAUUAUGAGUAGAAAGGGUAUUUCCAGAAAUCCUAAUAGAACUUAAGAAUUAAUUUACGACAAAGGAGUUGAAUCAAUUAUAAACUUAUAUAAUGUUACUCCAAAUGAAGUUAUUAUGAAAGGAAUUAAAAAUAUUGAAGAACAAAAAUAAUUAUUACUUCUAUAUUUUGGUUUUGAAAAGCUCUCUGAUCCUAAAAUACAUGAAAUCUUGCAUCUUAAAAGUUGCAAAUAACCAUUACUUCUAAUUCAUCUAGUUAAAACAUUAUUAAAUAAUAAAUAUCUCAGAAAAGAAAAUGAUUUUGCUUAUGCUUCUUAACAAUUACAAACAUUAUUUUAACAUGAAGAAUGGCUUUAAAUUGAAAUUCCAUAAAUUUGUUUAUAAAUUAAUGGUCCAAUAAUUGACUCAUUAUCAUGUGUUAAUUUAUUACUUUUGAAAUUUGCAUGUGUAAUAGGAGAUAUUUUUGAUAUUUAAACAUUAUUCAAAAUAAUCCCAUUUAAAUAAAUCAACUAAAAUAAGUUAUUAAUGGCUUUGAAAUAACUGGUUUAAUAGGAUAUUAUCGAAUUUAUGCAUGAUGACAAUGAGAAUCGUUAUUAUCGGUUUGUUACUCCAUUUAUGAGAGAAUGUUUAUAUUAAAGUAUGACUUAUACUCAGAGAAGGUCAAUUCACUCUUUAGUUGCUGAAGCUUUAUAAAUUAUACCAUAACCUUAUGAAGAUUAUAAAGAACUAAAAAGAUUAGAAUAUCAUUGGAGUAUGGCAGAAUAAAGAGUUAGCAUUAAAAGUUCUAAUACAAUGAUUAAAUUUUCACAUAAGGCAAAGAAAUCUUUAAUUGUGAAAUAGAUUUAAAUGAUAUUAAAAAUAGAGAAUAAUGUUAAAGUUCCUUUAAAAAAAGGUUACAUUUUUAAACGAUCUGAUAAGAAAGUAUCAUGGCAAUUUAGAUAUUGUGUAAUAGAUAGUGAAAAUAUGAUGUAAAUAUGUAAUAUAAUUAUAUUUCUUUAGUUUGUAUCUAAAUGAUUAGAUGAGUGAGUAAACAGGAACCUUGCCAUUAAAAUUAAUUUCAUCAAUAAUUCCAAUUUUUGAUAAAUCAAAUGAUUAAUAAUAAUUUUGUUUAAAGUUAGGUGUGAGUGAUUGGAUAAAGAAGGGAAAAAUUAAAGGAAACAAAAGGGUAUUUCUUUUUGCUUUUGAAUCUGAGGAUUCAUUGGAAGAAUGGACUAUAUUUUUAGAAUUUGUAAAAGCUAAAUCGAUAUAUAAUGAUUUUGUUGAAAAUUUCGGAAGAAUAUAAUUACCAAUAAAUUUAAUAAAUGAAGCUUUUGAUCCUUAAUUAACAAUAUAUUUAUAAGAGAUGUUCAAAGGUUCAAUAAAGAGAUUUAGAUAAUAGAAUGUAACAGAGCAAAUGAGUAAUAAAAAUAGGAAAUCAACACAUUCAAAACCAUAAUAACUUUAAAUAGUUUAAAGUCCUAUUCAUAAUUAUCAUUCUCCUAAUAUUAAUCCUAAGAGAUUUUCUGUUAGAUUCAGUGCAAUAAGUGAAUAAGAAGAGAAAUCUGAUGAUACACCUUUAAAAGAGAAGUUAAGAUAAUUUUUUUUUGGUUCUUUUUCAGUUUUAGCAAUACAUUUACUUACUCACAUAUAUGAACCAAAUUAUAUUAUACUUGGAUAAGAAGGUAGAAAUAUGAGAAGAUUAAUGAAAAAUAGAAAACACAAAAAUAAUACAAUGUAAAGAAUACCAAAGAAUCCUUCUAUAAUUGAAUUCGAUUUUUAGUGA